AUGGAUAGGCGCUUGCUCGCUUUCAGGAAAGCAGCUGGCGAGGCAGCCAACAAGGCAGCCAACGAAGCAGCCUACGAGGCACCCAGCGAGGCGGCCAACGAGGCCUCCGACGAGGCAGCCCGCGGGGCAGCCAAAAAAACAGCCGUCGAGGCAACUGGCGAAGCAGCCAGCGAGGCGGCCAACGAGGUAGCCCACGAGGCACGAGGCAGCCAACGAGGUAGCCCACGAGGCAGCCAGCCAGGCAGCGAGGCGGUCGACAGGGCAGCCAGCAAGGCAACCAACGAGGCCACCGACACAGCACCCGGCAAGGCAACCAACGAGGCAGCCAACGAGACAACCAACGAGGCAGCCAACGAGACAACCAACGAGGCAGCCAACGAGACAACCAACGAGGCAGCCAACGAGACAGCCAACAAAGCAGCCAACGAGGCAGCCAUCGAGGCAGCCAGCAAGGCAGCCAACAGGCAGCCGAGCAGGCAGGCCACCAGGAACCAGCACGUCGCAAUGCGCCGCUUGCAUGACAGCGGCAUGGGCGUCAAGAGGAUCGCCGCGGCCUUGAGCCGCUCCACGGACACCGUCUCGAAGCAUUUGUUCAAAAAGAACACGACCAAGAAGUCCAAGGGCCGCCCGAAGCAUUCCAUCCGCACCCCCAAAGGGUUUCUCGCUGCCCAGCGCGCUUACAAGAAGCUUCUGAAGUCCUCGGGCGGCACAAAGGAAGUGACGGCAGCCAUGCUGAAGUCCGAGAUGAAGUUGAAAUGCGACAUCAAGACAGUGCGCCGCGCGUUUGCUGAGAAUGGCUACCAGUUCCGCCCGCUGUACGAGAAGCCUGACCUUUCGGAUGGGGACAAGAAGGAGCGCCUGCAGUGGGCCCGCGAGCACGAGCACCGGAGCCCCAGUCAGUGGUCACAGUACGUCCACGCGCGCAUGGACAACAAGGUGUUCCAGGUGCUGCCCAAUGCGAAGUACAGGAAGGUGGCGGCAAAGCGCAAGGUUCGCGGGGUGUACAGGAAGCGCAAGCGGGACUUCUCCGUGGGCCACGUCAAGCCGAGCAACCCUAAGGUUCUCGGGCUGGCGCAAAUCGGAGACCGCGCCGAGGCCACUCAGCGCCAGGUUCUGAAGCAGAGUUCGGGCAAGGGCUCCGUGACCAUCGCGUGCGCCAUCGGCGCGGGCAAGGUGUUGAUGUGGCACCAGGUGGUCGGCAGGUGGAACGCCGCAGCCGCGGGGCGAAUGUACUCGGGGGCGCUCCAGCCCGCUUUGAAGAGGGCCUACCCUUCCGUGCGCGGCAAGUUCCGCGUCAUGGAAGACAACGACCCCACGGGCUACAAAUCUCGCUCGGGCAUGGCGGCGAAGAAGUCCGCUGGCAUCCAGACGUUGGACUUGCCGAAGCGGCCCCCUGAUCUGAUGCCGCUUGAUUUCGCCUUCUGGGCCAAUCUGAACAAGCGCAUGAGGGGGCAGGAGAAGGACUGGCCCGCGAGCAAGACGGAGACGCGGGCGCAGUACCUGGCCCGGCUGCGCCGCACGGCGUUGGCGACGCCUUCUGAGUACAUCCACAGCAUCAUGGGCAGCCUGCACAGGCGCUGCGGCUUGCUGGUCGAGGCGAAGGGCGGCCACUUCGCCGAGGGCGGUGGGAACUGA
Prorocentrum cordatum is the source of this 1635-nucleotide messenger RNA. NCBI's taxonomy places the organism in Eukaryota, Dinophyceae, Prorocentrales, Prorocentraceae. The record is from the annotation of a GenBank genome assembly.